Halteromyces radiatus is the source of this 1211-nucleotide messenger RNA. RefSeq lists its product as uncharacterized. The coding region runs from base 281 to 1174 and encodes 297 amino acids. The transcript is spliced from 9 exons. Gene Ontology annotation, molecular function: cyclin-dependent protein serine/threonine kinase regulator activity. Lineage: Eukaryota; Fungi; Mucoromycota; Mucoromycetes; Mucorales; Cunninghamellaceae. The record is from RefSeq and is a predicted model, not a curated record. Gene Ontology annotation, biological process: regulation of transcription by RNA polymerase II. Gene Ontology annotation, cellular component: nucleus.
CAAGUUUCCAAGCAAACAUCCUCAAUAUACCAAGGUGAUGUCUAACUGGGAAUCCAAGUCAAAGUAUCUUUUACACGAAAUUAUCAAGUAUCAAAAUUACUGUGAUGUUUUGGAGAAAAGUCUGUCUCACCAAGAUCAUGAUAUGUAGUGGAUUGUUUUACACUUUUUUUUUUUUGGAAAUAAUAAAAUUUUUGAAAUUCCGGAUCUCAUUUUUCUCACUUUUCUCUCUCAUACACAUUCACAGUUGUUUAUCACCUUUUGUUUUGACAUAUUUUGCAUUAUGAAUCAUAGUAUAAGGAACGCAUCAUACGAUACUUACGAGACACAGAUAUUACCGAAUAUGUCCACGAUUCAUUAUAUACGACAAGCAAGUGCUGCUUUAGAUCUACCCGUACGCACCACUGGCAUUGCUUUAUGUUACUAUCAUCGAUUUCACCAGUUUAUGUCACAACACCAAGGCAAACAACAUGUUCGCAACAAUCAAACAGUGGAUCCGCUUCUACCACUCUAUACAAAUGAAGAGCCUGCAAAGCAACAGAAGUUCCAAGGAAAGUACGCGACCUGGUCAAUGUUGGAUAUAGGUAUUAUCAUCCUGAAGAAGAUGUAUUACAAGUGGACGAGUGAACUUUUAUUGGUACGUGCUCUCGACUGUGACCUUGAAAGGGAACUACCGUUUUCAUUCUGUUUGAAUGUCUUGCGCAAUAUGGGCUCCAUACCUUUUUUCCAAACACCAUCCAUACCAUCACCUUCAACUUCUCUUUUACAUAGUUCCGGAAUCACUCUUCAAAAAGAAGUAUGGAAACAGAUGGAAAACGAAAUGCCUCUGAAUUAUAAUGUGAUUGCAAGAAUGGCUUGGAUGUUCGUGUGGGAUAGUCUUUGCUCUCCCAAGAUCACUCUGAAAUACUCUGUAGCUGAGGUUGCCCUUGGUUGUCUUUAUCUUGCUCUUCGGACAUCUUAUGCUGAUUUACAAAUGACGAUGACAGAGUGGGUAGACAAAUGGGGAGCUUCUGACAAUGUCUCUGUACAAGCAGUUCGUGAUGUUGCUUUGGAUCUAUUGGAACUUUACGAACAAUCUUCACUCAGUAGUCAUCUCGAUAGAAAAAAUUUGAAUAGUUUACCCACUUCUAUAGAAGGAUCUCCUCAAAACGAUACUGAAGCCCCAUCCACUGUAUAAAAGAUGAUUAUCUUUUUUCCCGCUUAUACACACAUAU